CAAUCAAUUGUACAACUGCGGACAUUGAUGAAUAGAGAUGUGGUCAUUGGUAUUGUUGGAGAUAGAGUUAUAAGAGGUCGUCUAUCUUGUUUGGAUGUACAACAGAAUGUAUUGUUGAGCGAUGCUUACGAGGAGCCACCAUACGUCGCAAAGAGGAAUGGUCGCAAAGAGUUGGGCUACAUCAUCGUACCAAUGAAGCAUAUAAUAUAUUGCAAGGUGUCAAAGACUCCUGCACCCUCAUCAAAGGCUCAGUCUACAACUUCCACAGCCACAGCCACAGCACCAGCCACAGCAUUAGCAACGGCCACAGCCACGACCACGGCCACGGCCACAACA
Acytostelium subglobosum LB1 is the source of this 336-nucleotide messenger RNA. RefSeq lists its product as hypothetical. The record is from RefSeq and is a predicted model, not a curated record. Lineage: Eukaryota; Evosea; Eumycetozoa; Acytosteliales; Acytosteliaceae. The transcript is spliced from 2 exons. The annotation marks the transcript as partial.